Molecule: messenger RNA, 6128 nt
Organism: Salvia splendens (bonfire salvia)
Lineage: Eukaryota; Viridiplantae; Streptophyta; Magnoliopsida; Lamiales; Lamiaceae
Product: ABC transporter B family member 19
Exons: 9
Coding region: 434-4801 (1455 amino acids)
Biological process (GO): oligopeptide export from mitochondrion
Cellular component (GO): mitochondrial inner membrane
Molecular function (GO): ATP binding; ATP hydrolysis activity; ABC-type oligopeptide transporter activity
Source: RefSeq, a predicted model, not a curated record
CGUCUCAAGAAGACCCCUUUGACCAGUAUAAUACAAACAUCCAAAAUAGGGAGUACUUUUAAACUACAAAAAUUCACAAAAAUCGAGCCGGCGUCCAUAGUCAAAUAUCAAGAAAAAUACAAAGCCGGCUUGUCAGAACUAAUACCAAAAUUAUCCAAUUUACUAAUCUCUUAAUCGAACACAUUGUUACAACAAAUAAUCGAAGCAUCGGUUUCUAACUAAAUUAAACAAGAACCUAAAUAAAACAUUUAGCUAAAUCCAAUGCAUUGCUGCAGGUGUCUCAAAACUGCAGCUACCAUCUGAAUUCUCCAAGAAAAAAAAGGUGACGAUUUCCACAAUUUUGCUAAAUUUGGAAUAUACUUGAUUCAUCAAUAUAUCUUCUUAACUCAUCAAUCAACCAAAAAAAAGAAAAGCAUAGAUUCCGUCGAAGAUCAUGGCCGAUCACUCGCUGGAGGCCGAGAAUUCCCCGGCCUUCCGCCGCGGGAGGCGGAGGCACACUACCCCGGUGAGGUCCGAGUACGUCUCCACCUCCUCAUUCUCGACCUCGAGCUCGUACGUCUUCCCCCACCUAGGUGGGGCCAGGAGGGUGGCCAACCCGACCCCGGCCUCUCCCUUUGCCACGGACGGCGACCGGUCGUGGCAGGGGGAGCUCUCGUGGCAGUUCGAGCCUUCGGGCUGGCAUGAGAAUCGGGGCCUCGGUGCUGCUGCAUUCGGCCCCUGGGCCACGAGUUCUUCUGCUACUCCGCGUAGCAGGAUCUUCAGAAGAUCGGCUAACGACUACUUUAUGUCGCGUACUUAUGGUGGGAUCUCGAGUCAUGACUUCUCGGGAUCCGGAUAUGAUCUUAUGCCGCGGCCCCAGCUGCAGAGGCUGGAGCUGCAGAGUUACAUUGGGCUGGCCCAGGCCGGCCCAAUGGUGACAAUUAAUGAAGGGAGUGGGGGAAGUUUAGUGGAUGAGACCGCGAGUCUUGACCAGUUGCCUGGCGAUUUGGACCGGAAUGAUCAUGAUCAUGAUUAUCAUAACGUUGGGAGUGGUGACUUGGAAGGCGGCGGGGGCCACUCCAUGCCAGUUGUCGUUGAUUAUCACGACGAGGAUGAGGGCGAGGGUGAUGACGACGAGGAUGAGGAUGAAGAGGAUGAGGCUGUGGCGCGGAGAUCGGUUGGGCUGUUUGGUUUGUUUAGGUACGCGAUGGUGCUCGAUUUUGUGUUGAUAUUGUUUGGAAGUUUGGGAGCUUUCAUCAAUGGAGGAUCUUUGCCUUUUUAUUCUUUGCUUUUUGGGAAAUUUGUGAACAAGCUUGCCCUUGGAGGAUCUGAUAAGGAUAAGAUGAUGGAGGAAGUGGACACUAUAUGUGUAUAUAUGACUGGACUUGCAGCCAUAGUUAUGGUGGGAGCUUACUUAGAGAUCGCGUGCUGGAGGCUGGUCGGCGAGAGGUCAGCCCACCGGAUCAGAACCGAAUAUCUGAGAGCCGUCCUACGGCAGAAUGUGGCGUUUUUCGACACAGAGAUAACCACAAGCGACAUAAUGCACGGAAUCUCUAGCGAUGUUGCACAAAUUCAAGAAGUCAUGUCCGAAAAGAUGGCGCAUUUUGUUCAUCACGUUUUUACAUUCUUUUGUGGAUAUGCCGUUGGAUUCAAGAGCUCAUGGAAGGUGUCUCUAGCCGUUUUUGCAGUGACGCCGUUAACUAUGUUUUGUGGCAUAGCGUAUAAGGCCAUCUAUGGCGGCUUAACGGCCAAGGAGGAGGGUUCGUACAGAAAAGCUGGGAGCAUUGCGGAACAGGCAAUAAGCUCAAUCAGAACUGUUAUCUCCUUUGCAGCAGAGGAAAUUUUGGCGGGAAAAUACGGCGAGCUUCUUGAGGGAUCGGUGCCUCUUGGGGCGAAGCUCGGGUUCGCGAAGGGGGCCGGGAUGGGGGUGAUUUAUCUCGUCACGUAUGCUACUUGGGCUCUUGCCUUUUGGUAUGGCUCCAUUUUAGUUGCAAAAGGUGAUCUCUCCGGUGGCUCCGCCAUUGCUUGCUUUUUCGGUGUCAACGUCGGUGGAAGAGGCCUAGCAUUGGCCUUAUCUUACUUCGCGCAGUUCUCGCAAGGAACCGUGGCCGCGAGCAGAGUGUUCGAAGUGAUAGAGAGAGUUCCUGAGAUCGAUCCUUACGGCUCCGAGGGGAGGACGCCGUCGAGCAUGCGCGGUAGAAUCGAGUUCAGAGGCGUCUCCUUCGCUUAUCCGUCGCGCCCCACCGUCCCGAUUCUUCAAGCCCUGGAUCUCGUCAUCCCGCCUUCGAAGACUCUGGCACUCGUCGGAGCGAGUGGUGGUGGGAAAUCGACUGUUUUUGCUCUUAUAGAAAGGUUCUAUGAUCCAACACAAGGGUUUAUCAACAUCGACGGCUACGAUUUGAGGACUCUGCAGGUGAAGUGGCUGAGGAAUCAGAUAGGCAUGGUGGGCCAAGAGCCGGUUCUCUUCGCAACCACAAUCCUCGAAAAUGUGAUGAUCGGAAAAGAAAACGCAACCAAGAAAGAGGCCUUCGCUGCCUGCGUCGCCGCCAAUGCUCACUCCUUCAUCUCCGGCCUGCCCCAUGGCUACGACACCGAGGUCGGGGACCGCGGGACCCAGCUCUCGGGCGGCCAGAAGCAGCGCAUAGCACUGGCGCGCGCCAUGAUCAAGGACCCGCGGAUCCUGCUCCUGGACGAGGCGACGAGCGCGCUGGACGCGGAGUCAGAGGCAGUGGUCCAGAAGGCCAUUGACAAGAUCUCGGGUGGGAGGACCACCGUGAUCAUCGCUCACAGGCUGGCCACGGUCAGGAACGCCCACACGAUCGUGGUGAUCGACCGUGGCACGGCCGUGGAGAGCGGUGAUCACGGGCGGCUAAUGGAGAAGGGAGGCCCGUAUUUUGAUCUCGUCAAGCUGGCGUCCCACGGGGUGUCCCAGGGACACCCCGUGGUGCAGCGGGCCGGUGAGGCGAGGAGUGUGGAUGUGGCGGAGGCGGAGAGGCUGGCCGGGGGUGGAGAUGUGGAGAAAUCUAUGAAUGUGGAGAUGGGAAAUGAAGAGAGGGAGGAUAGUUAUAGGUUAGGGGAAGUUUGGAGUUUGCAAAGGCCAGAAGGAGGUGUGUUGAUUCUUGGUUUGAUUUUAGGUAUGUUUGCAGGGGCAAUUUUGUCUAUUUUUCCAUUUAUUUUGGGAGAGGCUCUUAGGGUUUACUUUGAUGAUGUGGAUGAUUUGAAAGAGGAGAUUAAUAGGCUAUGUUUGGUGUUGGUUGGUUUGGGAUUUGGGUGCACCUUGACCAUGAUUGGGCAGCAGGGGUUCUGUGGCUGGGCAGGGACGAAGCUGACUAGACGCGUCCGGGAGUCGUUGUUCCGGGCGAUGCUGAGGCAGGAGCCCGGCUGGUUCGACGCACCCGAGAAUUCCGGUGGAAUUCUUGUGUCAAAGCUGUCUAUUGAUUGUGUUAGCUUCAGAUCAGUUCUUGGUGAUAGGAUCUCUGUUUUGUUGAUGGGCCUGAGCUCGGCUGGGGUCGGGUUAGGGAUCUCGGCCCGUCUGGAGUGGCGACUGGCGCUCAUGGCGCUGGCCGUCACUCCCUUGACACUCGGGGCGAGCUAUUUGAAUCUGAUAGUCAACAUCGGGCCGAGGUUGGAUAACGCAGCCUACGAGAAAGCCAGCACUAUUGCCGCGGGGGCCGUGUCAAGUAUAAGGACCGUGGCGACAUUCGGUACCCAGGAGAGCGUCGUCCGGUCCUUUGACCGGGCCCUGGGUGAGCCAAGGCGGACCUCUGUCAGGCGGUCCCAGAUAAUGGGGUCCGUCCUGGGGUUCUCCCAGGGUGCGAUGUACGGUGCGUACACGCUAAUUCUGUAUUUCGGCGCGUUUCUUGUGGAAAAGGGGUACACCAACUUUGGGGUUGUGUACAAGAUUUUCUUGAUUCUUGUGCUCAGCUCGUUCUCGGUCGGGCAGCUGGCCGGGCUGGCGCCUGACACUUCUAUGGCCGUGACGGCCAUUCCGGCCAUUUUUAGGAUCCUGCGCCGUAAGCCUUGCAUUAGCAGCGAGGGCAGGCGGGGCAGGAGGCUUGAGGGUGCAAAAUCAGUGGACCUCGAGCUUAAGAAGGUGACGUUCGCUUACCCGACAAGGCCGAAUGUGGCCGUGUUGAACAAUUUCAGCCUCAAGAUUAGGGCAGGGAAGAUGGUGGCGUUGGUGGGAGGGAGUGGAUCAGGGAAAUCAACGGUUGUGUGGCUAAUACAGAGAUUUUAUGAUCCAAAAAGAGGGAGAGUUUUGAUGGGAGGUUUUGAUUUGAGGGAGUUUGAUCUCAACUGGUUGAGAAGGCAGGUGGCUCUGGUCGGCCAAGAGCCGUCGCUCUUUGCCGGGAGCAUCCGCGAGAACAUCGCGUUCGGGGAUCCGAACGCAUCAUGGUCGGAGAUCGAGGAGGCGGCGAAGGAGGCCUACAUUCACAAGUUCAUAUGUAGUCUGCCUCAAGGAUAUGAAACUGAGGUUGGGCAGAGUGGUGUGCAGCUAUCGGGCGGGCAGAAGCAGCGGAUCGCGAUAGCGCGAGCCGUGCUAAAGAAGGCGAGGGUGCUGCUGCUGGACGAGGCUAGCAGCGCACUGGACUUAGAAUCGGAGAGGCACAUCCAGAAUGCGCUAAAGAAUGCCUCAAGGCGAGCCACCACCGUCGUGGUGGCCCAUCGCCUCUCCACGAUCAGGGAGGCUGACUUCAUAGCCGUCAUAUGCGAAGGCUCCGUGGCAGAAUAUGGCGACCACGAAACCCUGCUGGCUGCCAACCUGGAUGGCAUCUAUGCCAACUUGGUUAGAGCAGAAACAGAAGCCAUGGCAUUUGCUUGACAUGUAAAAAAUGUGCAUUAGAAUGUUGAGAAAAAAAUAGAAAAAUAGAAAGACAACUUGUUUUUCAUUCCAUUUUGGCUUACACUAGGUUGAUUUAUCUAACUGUCUGAAAAUUCAUUGAGUACAUUGCAAAUGCCAUUAUUUAAUUUGUGGAUUAAAAAAUAAAGUCAAGAAAGUUUACCUUUUUUUCCUUCCAACAUUCUAAAUUAAUCAGAAUGAGGGAAGAAGAUGGAGGGACAGGGCACACGCCGGAUUUUCAAAGAAAACAUGAGGCGAAAAUCGGGCAUGUGCCCUGCUUCUCCACCUUCAUUCAGCCACAUUCUAUGUACUGCUGCACAUUUGGAAUCACCCAUGAAGAAAUUUUUAUAGUCAUCAAAGCUAGUAUGUCUCAACACAAUCUUGACAAAUGUAAUAAUGUAACAUGCUACAUAACUAUAACAUAUAUGCAUUUAUAUACCACACAUUUCACCAAGAUCACCAGAAAAAUAUAUUUUUGGUUGGGUGGAGUUUGCUUGAAAAUGUGAGAUCUAAUUUAUUUUAUUUAUUCUUUUUUAUUUUUGGUAAAGUGGAUUAUGUCUUCAAAAGAGUGGGUAUUGGAGUUUGGCUGCCAAAAAGAGAAGUAAAAAUGAUGAUAGAAAAUGAAAUUUACCAACAAAAGCUCACAGGCUGGCCACCCACCAACCAUUGGCUUCAUAUUCAUCCAACUAAUGGAGAACCAAAUCAAAAGUGCAAAAAAGUUGUUUAAAUUGGCUUAUCAAAUUAGAUCUAUAUUCACCAUUUUAAUCAAAGCAUAGAGUUGAUUGUUUAAUGACUAAUUGUAAGUGUAGAUAAGAUAUCCCAACCAAGAAGGUGUUGUACAUAUUCGUACUAUUUCAGUCAUGAGAUCACCAGACACCACUCCAUCAAAAGAUUUCACAAGUUGGGUCUAUGGGCUUGGUAGGAUUUUUAAGAAUUGGUACAACAAUGAGCUUGAACCCCAUUAGUAAUUUUAAGUUUUAAUAAUUAAUCACUUUUUUUUAUUCAUAGGUAUAUAUUGAGAUUCUUGGUGUCUAAUUUUUGCAUUUUAUGAUAUUUUGCCUUAGAACCACGCAAAAUUUACUUUAUUCAAUAAAUAGCGUUGUUUUCAACGAGCUACAUUAAAAUAGUCUGGGUUUUAAUAAAUAUUUCAUAAAACAAAAACUGUUCAUAAUUUAAAAUGAUACUACUCCCGUCCCAGCUAAGAUGACACAUUUUUUUCGCACUUGUUUUAAAAAAAUGAUGAUAAAUAAUUAAAAUAGAGAAAAAAUAAAGUAAGUUGGAGAAUAUUGUAUAAGACACUAUCUUCUAU